AUGUUUUUAUCAGUGAGCGGUUCAGGAUUUCAUAUGAAUUAUCGUUAAGAAGUUAGACUCCCAAAAUUGCAAGGUCAUAAAGUACAGGCUUACAGCAUGCCUAAGCAUAGAUAAUUAAACAGUCCUGAAGAGAAACCGAUAUCUCCUGAUAGGUUUCUUAAGUACCUGAACAAUAAAGUUCAAUCUCAAGCAGGAGUUUAUAGAAACCCUGCAGCUGUUCAAUCUUCUAUGAUUUUGAUUGCAAAACAAAUGAAGUUCUCUUCUGAUCAACAUACUCAUAGACAGAAAGAGAAAUCAAUAAAAAUAAUAGAGUAAUCAAAUGAAUAUAAAUACAAUUUGGGAUUAGGAAACAAUCAUGAAUUAGUAUAAAGGAUUAUGGAUACAAGAGUAGAUUGGUAAUAAACUAAGGAUAAUUCAUCAAUGUUUGUUAAUUUUAGAUGGCAAUAAUGGCAUAGAGGUUACAAAUAUGAUAGAUUGAUAUUGAAUAAUUAAUACAAAUAAAUGGUUAAUCAUUUUGAAAAUCAUCCAGAAUUAAGUAAUAAAUAAUAUUUGUUUAGAAAUCUCUGUUCUUAUUGUGAAGUAUUAUUUUAUUAUUAAAAAAUUUCUUAGCAAAACAAAUAAAAUGUAUAUGAUUCAGUUCCAAUAACAUUUGUAUUAGAUUUUAAAGAUGACUCUGUUGAUUAAUAAUUUACUUAAUUUGUUAAAUUCUUUGAUAAAUAUGCUCCUAAGAAAAUUGAUCAAAUGGCUAAAAAAUUAGUAGAAUACAAAAAGAAAUUAAAAGUAAUAAUAUAUAAUAAUUCAGAUUCCAGUUUAACCAAUGAAUGAUAAGAAAAUAUAACCUAUACCUAAUAAAAUACCAAAAACUUAAAAUGGUAAUCAAUAUUUAUGGUUAUUAAAACCUACAUUUUUGAAUAGAGGAUAAGGAAUACAUGUUGUUAAUGAUUUAGAUACUAUUAUAUCACUAAUAUGUGAAUAUUAGGAAGGACAUUAAACUAUAGAAGAUGAUGAUGUAAAGAAUAAUAAAAAGAAUAAUAAUAUUAAAGCUAAUUCUUUUGUGAUAUAGAAAUAUAUAGAAUAACCAUUUCUUAUUAAUUAAAGGAAAUUUGAUAUAAGAGUCUGGGUAUUAGUUACACAGGAUCUUCAUUGUUAUUUUUUUAAAGAAGGUUACAUACGUACAUCUUGUGAAAAUUAUACUACUGAUGAUGUAAGUAAUUAAUUUAUACAUUUAACCAAUAAUGCCAUUUAAAAAUACUCAGAUAAAUAUGGAGAAUUUGAAGAUGGAAAUCAAUUAUCAUUUGAUGAUUUUUAAAAUUAUUUAAAUCAAUAAGGAUUCAAUAUUGAUUUUUAAUAAAAUAAUGUUACAAAAAUGAAAUAGCUAGUAUGGAUGUCAAUGCAAUCUGUAAAGAGAAAAUUGAAUCUUCAUUAAAGAAAAUAUUGUAUGGAAAUUUUUGGAUAUGAUUUUAUAAUUGAUCAAGACUUUAAGACUUGGUUAAUAGAAAUUAAUACAAAUCCUUGCAUUGAAGAAUCAAGUGGAAUUUUAAAAAUGUUACUACCAAGAAUGUUGGGUAAUUAUUAUAUUUGAUUUAUGUAUAGAUGAUGCUUUCAAAUUAACAAUUGAUGUUAUAUUUCCACCUAAAUAGAAAUUAGAGAUAAAUGAAUCAGUAUUUCCAGUUAAUAAAUAUUCUAAUACUGAAUCUUUAUGGUAUUUAAUAUAUAUAUAUUUAAUAAAGGGAAUCAAUUGGUAAUCUUGAAUCACCUAAACCUGCUGCUAAAUAGACUUCUAUUGUUUUACCAAAUUAGUUAUCUUCACAAAUUUAGUAAUUUUAGACAAUAAUACCAAUAUACUAAGGAGAUCUAUGA
Molecule: messenger RNA, 1860 nt
Organism: Paramecium pentaurelia
Lineage: Eukaryota; Ciliophora; Oligohymenophorea; Peniculida; Parameciidae
Source: the annotation of a GenBank genome assembly